CGAACUAGUUCCGCAGCUUGUGCAAUGUUUUGUAAUCGUAUUUACAAAAUUAUUCAAUUAAUUAAUUAUAAAUAAAAAAUGAUACGCCGCGCACAAUGCCUGCUGCGGCUGCACGGCAAUGGAGGCCAUUCGCUGGUCAGCCGCCUUAGAUGCUACGCUACGGAUGAGGGAAAUCCGAAACAGAACCCGAAUCCAAAUCCCAGGGCACAGAAACCCGGCACAAAAAACCUGCCGGCAUUGAGGAACCCCUUUACCGCCGCCCAGGACAGGACGAAAAACAGCUACCUGACCAUGGUGGAGAUCUUCCAGGAGCGCGACGUCCACCGCCGCAACCACGUGGAGUUUAUCUACGCGGCGCUCAAGAAUAUGGCAGAUUUCGGGGUGGAAAGAGACUUGGAGGUCUACAAGGCCCUGAUCAACGUGAUGCCCAAGGGCAAGUUCAUACCCACCAACAUGUUCCAGGCGGAAUUCAUGCACUACCCCAAACAGCAGCAGUGCAUCAUUGAUUUGCUUGAGCAGAUGGAGGAUUGCGGCGUGAUGCCCGACCACGAGAUGGAGGCGAUGCUGCUUAAUGUUUUCGGCAGGCAGGGACAUCCACUGCGCAAGUAUUGGCGCAUGAUGUACUGGAUGCCAAAGUUUAAGAACCUCUCACCGUGGCCACUGCCCGAUCCUGUUCCGGAUGAUACAUUGGAAAUGGCCAAGCUGGCGCUGGAGCGGAUGUGCACGGUCGACCUGCGGUCCAAGAUCACGGUUUACGAGACCAGCGAGCUGAAGGAUGCCAUCGACGAUACGUGGAUCGUGAGCGGAAUGAGUCCCGAGCAGGAGAAACUGCUGCGGGAGCACUCUCGCCAGAAAGCUCUGUACAUCGAGGGACCCUUCCACAUAUGGCUUAGGAAUCGGCGGAUUAACUACUUUACCCUGCGCGCCGAUGCAGAUUCCGAGUUCCUGUCUCAAUUAGAUGAGCGGCAGCUGGACGAGGACGAUGUCUCCCACAUUGAAGUACCUUUCUUCGGUCGUGCUCCACCAAGGCGACACAAUCAGCUGGGCAAGCUGCGCUCUGUCCACCAGCAGGACGACGGAACCAUUAUGGCCAUCUGUGCCACAGGCACCUCCACAAAGGACUCCUUGCUCUCGUGGAUUCGCCUGCUGGAAGCGAACGGAAAUCCCUCCAUAGGAGAGGUACCCGUCCUCUUCCGGUUCACAUCCGAAGUGCCAGCCAAGGCGGAAGAAAUUGAGGGUGGCGCCAGUGUCCCGGCAACAAGUGAUAGCAGUAGUCAAGAUGAGCUUAAUAGCAGUAGAGCGAAAUAAACAAAUUGUUGAGCA
This is a messenger RNA of Drosophila mauritiana, 1323 nucleotides long. It is a transcript of the gene ECSIT, whose product is annotated as evolutionarily conserved signaling intermediate in Toll pathway, mitochondrial. The transcript has a single exon. Bases 79 to 1308 code for a protein of 409 amino acids. Gene Ontology annotation, cellular component: mitochondrion. The record is from RefSeq and is a predicted model, not a curated record. Lineage: Eukaryota; Metazoa; Arthropoda; Insecta; Diptera; Drosophilidae.